AUGCCUGAAUCCAGGUCUUUGAAGCGCCAGCGCAUCGCUCGCGCCUGUGAUCAGUGUCGGCGUCGAAAAUCCAAAUGCGACGGAGACCAGCCAGUCUGCGCCAUCUGCCACUCGGCUGGCAGGACCUGCACGUAUGAAAACAUCAGUCGGCACCGGGGAUUGCAGUCGGGAUAUGUUCGCAGUCUAGAGGUAACUCUAGGGCUUUUUCUCGAGCGGUUCCCUCGGAAUGAGGAUGUCUUGCGACGCUUCCUGCGCGACCCUCAGUGCAAGACGCAGCUACCGGCGAGUGAGUUGGCAGAGCGUGGGCGACAGUCCCGGCUAGCCAGACACGUGUAUCGAGUGCUGAACCCUGACUCACAGGAUGAGUCGAGUAGCGAGCUUGAAGAAUAUGCAGAAACUGCAUCACGAGGAUGCGACAUUGAUGAAGGGGGAGGAAGAGGAGAGGAAGGAGAGGGCAUUGCCCGGGAAAAAACCCCUGACAGGCACAGAAUAUCUGAGGCUGUCUCAGUGGAAUACCUCAAUCAACCCAUCCCGAGUAAUGCCGAUCAGCUGCUGCAGUUCUAUUUUACCCAUAUCCACAGCUGGCUUCCUAUUGUCGAGCGUCGGGACGUCCUCCGCGUCCUGCACACCCCUCCAGAUGCGUCAUGCUCGGCUCGAGACGCCGCCUGUCGUCUAGUGUUAUGGGCCAUUGUCGCCUAUUCAUCGGCAAUGCAUGAUACACUAGGUCGAGGCAGCCAGGUCGACCCAACGCAGAUUGCUCAAUCCAUCCGAUUGCAAGUCCUGAGGGACAUUGACCGGCUGCAGCUUGGCCAUCUCCAAUCUCUGUUGAUCGUCACCCUCCUUUACCUGGGGGUGGGCCAUCUGCGUCUGGCGUGGGUACUCGUUGGCGAAGCCACGAGGAUGCUCGAAAUGCUUCCGGAAUCUGUCAGGUGCGCUCGCUACAUACACAUCCGGCAUGGAUGCAUCUUGAUCGACAAUCUUACUUCGGCAAUCCUGGAGAAAGCUCCAUGUGCUUCGCUUGAUGAUCUGCGACAGUGUGCCUUAGUGAGCGAGGACGAUGUGGACGAAUGGGAGCUGUGGUCUAUGAUGCGACCGGACAAGGCUUCGGGAGGCAGUGUAGUCACAAAAGGCCCCUUGCGAGCUCUAAGCAGUCUCAAUCUUAUCCACGAAUUGAUGCGAUUUCUUACUCAGAUACUCUAUUAUCCAUCUGGGACCCUCCCUAUCCAGGAGCUCAUCGUCGAGCUACGGAACUUGCAAGACCUUGUGACGGCCAGGCGGCCUUAUCGCGGUCUUGAGUUUGCAAGCCCUCCUCUUCUUACGCUACAUCUAAUCACAGCCUUCGUGGUAUUUUCUCUCGCGCUGAAGCACAAGACGUUCGAUCCGGCCAUCAAGCCGCUGGCCUUGACUAGCUUGCGCUUUACUCUUGAGAUACUAGAUGCAUAUACAGAAAUUACUGGGAUGGCGGGCUCAUCUCCGCUGCUUCGCUGCUUUUCCUUUCAGGCCUACCGGUGCCUACAGAGUGCUCCUAGCAUGUUGGGACCGGGAAUGGAGCAGCUGAGCAGUCGACUCAUCAAUCAUAUGCAGAAACUCAAGCGAAGCGGUGAGGGUGGCACUCCAAGUGAGGCGCUACGUUUUACAUGGUUGCCCGUGGGGAAUCACCUUGAGUGGCCUUACAUGUCAGUGCCACGACUCGAUUACCAGAGGCCUUUGGCGCCUGGAGGCACUGUAUACGGUGGACUUGAUCUUACCCAGGGGAACACGGUAGUAACAGACCAAGUAAUGGCAAUGCCCGGCUUGCCCAAUACUUCUGGUGUUAUGGAUGCUGGAAAUGAAACACAGGCUCAGGAGCCUGAAGACUUUGAUGCUCUCUUCGAGGAAAUGGUGGCUUCUAUUCCACAAACCAGAAACGAGCCCACCUUUGCCGAGAACUUGGGGUUCUAUGCAGGAAAUCUAGAUACAGACUUCCUUGCUCAGCUGCAACAUGUCCCAGACAAUGGUUGA
Aspergillus vadensis CBS 113365 is the source of this 2001-nucleotide messenger RNA. RefSeq names its product C6 zinc finger domain protein. The transcript is spliced from 2 exons. Lineage: Eukaryota; Fungi; Ascomycota; Eurotiomycetes; Eurotiales; Aspergillaceae. The coding region runs from base 1 to 2001 and encodes 666 amino acids. Gene Ontology annotation, molecular function: zinc ion binding; DNA-binding transcription factor activity, RNA polymerase II-specific; DNA binding. The record is from RefSeq and is a predicted model, not a curated record. Gene Ontology annotation, biological process: DNA-templated transcription; positive regulation of transcription by RNA polymerase II.